UCUUUGGUGUUCCACUGUAUUAAAAGAAAUGACAGUGUAUGAUGAGUUAGUAGUGAUUUUUAUGAAGUGUUUCACUGUAGCAGUUUGACCAGCUCUGCCUGUGGUAGUGACUAGUAGCUUGACAAACUAAGCCGGAUAUUUCAGCAGGGUAGGAAGCCAUAUCUAACUUUACUAAGCAUUUAUAUAUAGAUAUAGAUAUAGAUCGAUAAUUAGUGGUAAAAUGUAGCACAGCCAUUUUCUAGGCUGUUUAUGGUGAAAGGAGGUUGUAGUGUAUUAGUGUAUGCUGUACUCCAUCACUUCAUGGUGUAAACAGAGGAACUGACUGAUUACUCAGGCUUCCUAGGACAUGGAAUAGAAAUGGAAGGUUUUAAAGACCUGGUAAGGGCCCAGAAAUCUGUGUAACUCUGCUUUUCAUGGCACAUUAGACUCUCGUUAAAGUUUUCUGCUAUUAAAAUGCGGGCUGUGAGGAACAGGGCGGCUUCCCGCGCUUUCCAUUGACGUCACGCCCCGGAAAGAGCAGCUCCAAAUACGGAUGCCGAUGGGAUGUGAAAGUAGCAUUUCAAUCCGGUGAAAGCAAGUACAGAACUCACUUCUUAUUUUCGCAACUAAUUUUUCAUGUGCAGUUAAAUAACUCAUGUCAUUUCUUGGUCUGGCCGCAUGUCAAAUGCACAAGUUAAGAAUAAAUCGCUAGACCUGUCGUCGUGCUACACGCCAGUGACGUGCUAAUAGCUAAUAUGGCUGAAACAUCUGUUUGUGUGCUUAGUAUUACACUUUUUUUUACUGUUAUAUAUGUGUUUUUUUAAAAAUAACAUUUGGAAAAAGUCAAAUAUUAGUUGGUGUAACCGGGAAGAUGAAUGUGUUUAGGAAGUGUCUAGCUAACGAGACUUGUAUUACAGUUGAUGCUAGCUAAACAAUGGCUGCGUCCCAAAUUGCUUCUCUGUGCCUAUAUAAGCGCACUACACUGGGCGGCUAAACAGUGGUGUGUAAAGCCCUGUUUGUGUACCCUAUAUAGUGCACUAUAUAUCCAGGGCGAGGUAUUUGGGAGGAAACCCUUGCAGGCCAAGAUGCGACCUUUGAGUUAUCUCACGUGCUUCAUUGAGAUAUUGUGUAUGCAGUUAUGUGAUUUGAAAUCCCUGUAAAGUUCACCAUCUCUCCUCCUGAGACAGUAAUAUGCCUCUGGAGGAGGGACUCGCACCCACUGCUGGAAAUGCAGUUAGGGAGCAAGCCAACAUGGCCAACAGGCCCAGCAGCUUGGAACAACCUGUUGCUGGUCCCUCAAACCCCUCACAGCGACAGGGCUUCUGCAGCUACUGUCAGGUCGUGUAUAACAGCAUAGAGCAGCACAUCCAGAGUACCAGGCACAGAGAAGUAGUGGUACGAGCAGCGAGGACAAACGUGUCCUCAGGAAGCCUGCUGGAGAGAUUCCUCCAGGACGUGCUUCAUCACCAUCCUCGUGGCUACAACGACACACGUCCUACCCAUGCUGACUUACCUUGCCUGAGUACAUUACCAGUUCCAAGAGAAGUAUUAUCAGAGGUGUACUGUAGAUCAGAGGACGAUGGGCUCUCUGUUGGGACCAGAGAGGAAAUGCUCAGCUCUGAUGAAGAAUCCUGUCAGAUGGUGCAAGCUGAACGCACUACCACAUGUAGUAGGAGUCAAGAACAAGCAAGCACUUCUGUAGCCAUGCCACUGGGUAUUGCGAUGGAAACAAGUGAACAAACUGGCCUUAAAACUGUAAAAAUAAAAGCUGAACCCCCACUCCCUGAAAGGUAUUCCCCCACACAGGGGUUCUUGCAUAGGACUAGUAGCGAGUCUGAUAUAGACAAGCAACACACAUCAAAACUGUUGGCACAAACAGUAACUUCACAAAUCCAACAGCCUUGUAGCUCACAGACUCCCGGAUCCCCAAAGUGUCAGCACAGGAAAGCACACAGAAAAACUAAUAAACAUAGAGAAGACAACGAUUCAAGCCUAGGCACCCCUACAUCACCAGUCACAAAGUGCAUUACCUCAAAAGCCCAGCAUGGGCAAUCGCAGAUAGCUAGAACUGCAGUGCUACCACUCUGGAAGGGGCCACACAGGGAGCGGUCGUUCAGCGAAAAGUCAGACCAAAUACGUGAGGUAAUUGAAGAGGUUAUCGAGAGGCACUGCUAUGGCCGCAGUCCUAAACCCAGCCAGGAGGCCGAAAGUGUUUUCCACCUGAGCUUGCAGUCAACCGAGUCUAAAGACAGUGAUGAAUGGGACAACACCUUUCAGGCAGCUUUGCAAAAAAACACAGCUGAGGAUAAGCGUCUCGCAUGCCUUACACAGGUACAUAUAAACAUUGAGGACCAAGGGUACAAAGCCCAGCUGGACACAGCUCUGAAUACUGUGUUAGAAAGUGAGAAGACGGAGCCUGGGGUAGCUAAAGAGAACGAGGCUGAAGAGAUCAUUCCAGAUCUUCCUCACAUACCACCGUCCUUUGUGGGAAAGACGUGGGCACAAGUAAGGUAUGAGGAUGACUUAAAGAUAGACUGCAUGGUGAGAGAGUUCCGACAGGGCCGCUUUCGUUGCUAUUUUGACAGUGAGUCGUUGGCUAAUUUUGGGAAGCACCACAAGAAAGAUAAAAAGAGGAGGAAUCAAGAGGAAAAGGUAGCUGAUGUUGAGUGUAAAGAUGUCUUGCCUCUUAUUGAGCAUCAUGAGGAGGACUCAAAACACCUACCUGUGUUUAGGAAGACUAGGCAUCGAACAUACCGAAUGGCAUCACGCUGUCAAGUGGUGAAGGUGAGCCAUGGCACACAAACUGCACCCUUGAACUGCCCUGUAGUGCGGAGAAAAACAUUACCUGAAACUGGCACCUUGCUCAGUAUCUGUGAGACUCAGAAAGACCCAAGUCCUGAGAGGACACCAGACAUGAAAACAAGAAUGUGUGCAAUCAAACUCCCUGCAUCUUACUGUAAGAUUAUGAGUCCUUUGCAGCCUAAAACUGUGGUUUAUGUUCUUUCUUCCCCAGAUGGUGUGCAGGGUUCCUUUAAGCCCACUCCAGUUAAAAGAGUGGGCAGAAAGCGGAAAUCAAGUGAUGAGGAAUGUACACUUAAAUACAAGUACAAAAAGACCCCUCUCAAAUAUUAUGACCCCCUGACCAACAGAAUACUUAAGACUCCACCUAGAGGGAUGCCCUCAACCCCUACUACCAAAUCUCUUUCCCAUGUUAGACAGUUAUUCCGUAGCCUCAGUCCAGACAUCAACAAGGAACUCCAUGGUUCAGCGCAGGGACGAUCACCUCGAGGCUCUAGAAAGGGUCGGGGUGAGGGUAGCAUGGCAGACCUUUGUGCUUCUACCUCUGGCUCUUGGCUGGACAGUGGGGGACCCUCUGAGCCUGGCUCUUCUGUUUCCAGCAGGAAGGCCUUGUUCAGCCGAUCAUCCAUCUCCAGCAGCAGCCGUUUCCUCCUGGGACAGAUAAGGUCCUCUGCGUCCCACACAGGCAGCUCCUCGAGAUCAAAACCUCCUUCCCAUACAGACAGUUCUCUUAAGGUUACAGGGACUAAGCCAAAAGUGGACCAUGCACAGGCACACAUGGACCAACCACCAAGCAGACGUCGCAAACAGGGUCAGAGAGUUACAGAAAAACCUCUGACUCCUGCAAAGAAACCAUCCUCACCUCCUUAUAGGACCAAGCGGAAGUCAGUCAAAACCAGGGCGAAGUCUAGGAAUGUUCUCCAGCGGAAGGUCAGCGCCCGUGUUGCUUCAGGAUGUAGAAUGUCCACCCGGAAUAAAAAUUCCACCAGGGCUUCACCCAGAUCAUAAGCAUCUUCUAAACUGGAGGUCUUGGCCCCUCACUGUAUCCUCUGGACUCACUACUUAGCAGCCUAUCCUAUUGGGUUCGGUGCUGUUAAGCCUACUGUACAACAGGCGCGACAUUAAAUUAAAACCCAGCAUUUUACCUUAACCUCUUUUAUAUAUGUGAGGAACAGACGUGUAGGCAAAGAGCAAAAUCUGUUCUCUGUCUAUCAAUUGCUGUAUAAUUUUGCACAGCUGGAUUUUUAGGUGAAAUUCAUUUUGUCUGUAUUUCUUGUUUCCUAGUCAAAUCAUGCAUUUUUAAAAACGGUUCAAGGGAAUAUUUUUUAAGUUUUUUAAUGAAUAUUUUUGUCCAGCAGUUAAAUAUUUAAUAAUGAUUGUACAUUAAAUUUUAUUAUACAAAUGUA
Molecule: messenger RNA, 4184 nt
Organism: Pangasianodon hypophthalmus (striped catfish)
Lineage: Eukaryota; Metazoa; Chordata; Actinopteri; Siluriformes; Pangasiidae
Gene: zdbf2
Product: zinc finger, DBF-type containing 2
Exons: 7
Coding region: 1171-3786 (871 amino acids)
Molecular function (GO): zinc ion binding; nucleic acid binding
Source: RefSeq, a predicted model, not a curated record